GAGGUUCGUUCUGCAAACAAUGUCUUUGAAGGUUGCUGCCGCCUAUUGCAUGGCCUAUGUGGCCGGUCAGGAGUCUCCUAGUGAGGCUGAUGUUAAGAAGAUUCUCGAGUCCGUGAGUGCCCCCAUCGAGGAGGAGCAGAUCAAGUCCCUCGUUAGCCAGCUUGAUGGUAAAGACAUCGCCGCUCUUAUUAAGGACGGCAAGGAGAAGCUCUCUUCUUGUGCUGGUGCCGCUCCCGCUGCUGCUGGCGCUUCUUCUGGUGCUGCCGCUGCUGCCACCGAGGAGGAGGCCGCUGCUUCUGUCGAGGAAGAGGAGGAAGAGGAAGAGGACAUGGGCUUCGACCUCUUCGAUUAAGUUUCUUCUAACUAGUCCAUUGUCGGCACUAGACGGAGUAGCUUGCAGGAACGG
Molecule: messenger RNA, 406 nt
Organism: Perkinsus marinus ATCC 50983
Lineage: Eukaryota; Perkinsozoa; Perkinsida; Perkinsidae
Product: ribosomal protein L12eI, putative
Exons: 3
Coding region: 20-352 (110 amino acids)
Biological process (GO): cytoplasmic translational elongation
Cellular component (GO): cytosolic large ribosomal subunit; ribosome
Molecular function (GO): structural constituent of ribosome
Source: RefSeq, a predicted model, not a curated record